Messenger RNA from Stylonychia lemnae, 603 nucleotides. Lineage: Eukaryota; Ciliophora; Spirotrichea; Sporadotrichida; Oxytrichidae. The record is from the annotation of a GenBank genome assembly.
AUGGAUGCAGUCAAGGAUAAACACGAAAACUGCUUCCUCAAGCAUUCUAUCAACCUCAAACAAUAAUCAUAACUUAAAGAUGAUAAACAGGUUUAAUGUGAAUACACCGAAGAAUAAAGAAACAUUGUCAAAUUAGCAAGGUUCAACCUUAAAUGCAGACUUGAAUUUAAAUCUUCCUCCAAUAUUUUCUAGAAAGUAAUCUUAGUCAAGAGAUCUCAUUUUUCAAUGUAACUUUACUGUUAAGUUUUAAUUAAUUUCUUAGUAACAUCUAUUAAGCAUGUUGAUGAGGAGUCUAAUCUCAGUACUCAACGUUCAAUUGCUUAGCAACUUUCCUCUCAAUCUAUUCAUACAAAGCAAAUGUCCUAAUCCAAUUUCAUUUCAAAAUAAAAAAUAGAUUCCCAACAAAAAACUUUGAGUUUUCCUUUAUAAAAAAGGCAGUCAGUCAAUGAAAUACUACAGUAAUGCAAAGAAUUGAUAGAGAAGAAUCAGAAAUCUAACAAGGAAAUAAAGAAAACAGAAAUAGAUUACGAAUAGUUUAAAGAUUAAAUGACUAAAGACUAGAAUACACUUAAUAAAUUCAUUGGAGAAAUCUCAACUCUAUGA